Tribolium madens (black flour beetle) is the source of this 2595-nucleotide messenger RNA. RefSeq names its product katanin p60 ATPase-containing subunit A-like 1. Gene Ontology annotation, molecular function: microtubule binding; microtubule severing ATPase activity; ATP hydrolysis activity. Bases 590 to 2161 code for a protein of 523 amino acids. The transcript is spliced from 6 exons. Lineage: Eukaryota; Metazoa; Arthropoda; Insecta; Coleoptera; Tenebrionidae. The record is from RefSeq and is a predicted model, not a curated record. Gene Ontology annotation, cellular component: microtubule cytoskeleton. Gene Ontology annotation, biological process: microtubule severing.
UUUUUAAAUCGUAAGCUUUAUCGAUUAUUAUAAAAUUGUUACUUGUGCGUACAAUUUUUGUGUUUUUGUAAGUAUCAGAAAACAAGUCACAUAUAUUCUUAUAGACUGUCUUCAAAAUUUUGUGUAUAAAAAAAUAAAAUUUCAAAUGUGACAUUUAAACUAGGUUAGCUGUCACGAGAGAUCAAUUCGGUGGUUUUAGGGGAAAAUAUAAAUAAAACUAGUUAUUUUUUUUCUUUUCGUGUAUCUCCAUCUAGUGUUUGGCCAACAUAUUAUGGCAAUUAACCUUGAUGCUUGCAAUUGUAACUUUUGAAUAAUUUUUGACACAGUAGUAAUAAAAAAUACAUUUUUUCGUUAUUAUUUUUGUCUAUUUUUCCCCUUUUUAUUAUUUCAAAUUUUUUUCUGUACUAUUUUCAAACGUCAUGAUUCAGUCCAAUAAUGGUCGAACAGUGUUGUAUCUCAGCCUCAAACGUCAAACGGUCAAACGUCUAUUUUUGAUGUCAAAUGAUAUUUUAAUCAAACAUUUAAAAAUACGGCUUUUGUGAAAACAGAAAAUAACAUUUAUAACAAAUUUUUUUGACUACAUACAGGUAUGGUAGUGAUGGUUGUUACUGUUAAGGAAAUAUGUGAUAAUGUUACUCUGGCACGAGAAAUGGCAAUGCUUGGAAAUUAUGAAAGUGCUGAGGUUUAUUAUGAAGGCUCCAUUCAGAUGAUUAGCAGAUUAAUUCUUAUGAUACCAGAACCGUUGAGAAAAAACAAGUGGCAACAAGUCCAAAAGAAAGUUGCGUCAGAAUACAAUGAGAUUAAAGUGUUGAAGUCAAUGUUACAAACACUGCGUUUGGAAACAAAUGUUGAAGUUCCUAUAGGGGCAAGGAGGUUGAGAGAUGAGCCAGUACAUGAUAGCCUUGAUCUCCAAGAAGAUACUUUUGGAGCUCCACAUGACCCUGAUGUUUGGCCUCCACCAACUCCUGUAGAUCACGGCUACAUGCAGAGGAACAGUUUCUCAAAACCUAGAUUGUCAAAUUUGAAAAAACCUGAACCUAAAAAGGGAGCUUCUAGAGCAAGUUCUUCUAAUACUACUAGAAGAUCAGAUGUUCGAUCUAUCAAAACGGGGAAGAAAGAAGAUAGACCUUCAUCAUCCAAAUCAGAAAGGAAUCCAGAAGGAAAAGCAGACAAGGAAAAAGAUGUAGAUAGUAAUGAAAAAAAUGAUAAGGCCGAGACUGAAGAAGAGAAGAAAUUUGAGUGUCAUGGAAUGGAAAGGGAAUUAGCGGAUGUUUUGGAACGAGAUAUUGUCCAAAAAAAUCCUAACAUUCAUUGGGACGACAUUGCUGAUUUGCAUGAAGCUAAAAGAUUGCUGGAAGAAGCUGUAGUUCUUCCAAUGUGGAUGCCGGAAUUUUUUAAAGGUAUAAGAAGGCCUUGGAAAGGUGUUCUUAUGGUGGGUCCACCAGGUACUGGGAAAACGAUGUUGGCUAAAGCAGUAGCUACAGAGUGCGGUACGACAUUCUUUAAUGUGUCUUCAUCUACACUCACGUCAAAAUAUAGAGGUGAAUCAGAAAAAAUGGUUAGACUUUUGUUUGAAAUGGCUAGGUUUUACGCUCCAAGUACGAUAUUUAUUGAUGAAAUAGACUCCCUCUGUUCUCGCAGAGGAUCAGAAUCUGAGCAUGAAGCAUCAAGACGCGUCAAGUCUGAACUCUUGGUACAGAUGGAUGGCAUUACUGCAAAUAAUGAUGAACCAGGAAAGGUUGUUAUGGUACUUGCUGCUACUAAUUUUCCGUGGGAUAUAGAUGAGGCUCUUCGCCGACGUUUAGAAAAACGUAUAUAUAUUCCAUUACCAACUCAAGAAGGUCGUGAAGCAUUACUUAAAAUUAAUUUGCGAGAAGUGAAAUUGGAUCCUGAUGUAAAUUUAAGUGAGAUUGCGGAAAAAUUGGACGGCUUUUCUGGUGCUGAUAUAACAAAUGUGUGUAGAGACGCAUCUAUGAUGUCUAUGAGGCGUAAAAUUUAUGGCUUAAAACCUGAUCAGAUCAAACAGCUGCCUAAAGAAGAACUUGACUUGCCUGUUACGAAUAGAGAUUUUGAGGAGGCGUUACUUAAAAAUAAUAAAAGCGUUUCAAAAGAUGAUUUGGACAAGUAUGAGAAGUGGAUGAAUGAAUUUGGAUCAUCAUGAUAGCUCUAUUAAUGAACACAGUUUUAACCAUUGUUGUGUGAUAUUAUAAUGCUUUAUAGUUUAUACUUACUUAAAUUUCAUGUUUACAGUUAUUUAAUAAUACUUUAUUCUUAUCAAAAUUUUAUUGUUAGUGUUGAAUAAUUGUUAAUUUUAAUGUAAUACAUUGCUACAAAAUUUUGCACUUUCUAGUAUUGUAAAAUGCCAUUUUGUCAUGAAUUUUUUUAUGUUUAUCCUAAAUCUUUUUUUUAUCUGGUUAAUAGUCAUUUAUGUCUUAUUACAUUAUCAUGCCUGACUCUUUAACAACUAAUUAAAGUAAUGCCAUAAUCUUGUGGGUUCAAUUAUUUCUCUAUUCUCUAAAAUAUUCUACUCUAGAGACAGUGUAAUGUAACAUUUAAACAUUUUUUUGACUAUAAAUUAACAAAAUAAAUAAUACA